Molecule: messenger RNA, 2831 nt
Organism: Pterocles gutturalis (yellow-throated sandgrouse)
Lineage: Eukaryota; Metazoa; Chordata; Aves; Pterocliformes; Pteroclidae
Gene: USP44
Product: ubiquitin specific peptidase 44
Biological process (GO): protein deubiquitination
Cellular component (GO): cytoplasm
Molecular function (GO): cysteine-type deubiquitinase activity; zinc ion binding
Source: RefSeq, a predicted model, not a curated record
CAGAGGUGUUAGGAUGACAAGUUAAAAUGCACUUACUGAAGAUAAAUUACUGUAGAAAGCAGUGGUAUAAUAGGCUUGCCUGAGCAAAAAGGUGCAGUGAUUUAAUUAAAGUUGCAGAUUGAAAUAUCAUGGACAGAAAAUAGUUUGGAUGAUGUGUUUUGCUAGCGUAUCUCUGCAAUUUCAGUUUUAACAAUGGAUAAGUGUAAGCACAUAGGACGUUUGCGACUGGCCCAAGAUCACUCCAUUCUGAAUCCUCAGAAAUGGCAUUGCGUGGACUGCAAUACUACAGAAUCUGUGUGGGCGUGCCUCAGCUGCUCGCAUGUGGCGUGUGGAAGAUAUAUUGAAGAACAUGCACUAAAGCACUUUCAGGAGAGCAGUCACCCAGUGGCAUUGGAAGUAAAUGAGCUAUAUGUUUUCUGUUAUCUUUGCGACGAUUAUGUUCUUAAUGAUAAUGCAACCGGUGAUUUAAAACUGUUGCGAAGUACCUUAAGUGCAAUCAAGAGUCAAAACUAUGAGUGCACUACUCGAAGUGGGAGGACUUUGCGUUCUAUGGGUACAAGUGAUGAUUCUUACCUUUCACAUGGUGGUGCCCAAGCCUUGCUUCGGAAUGAAGACCGCAUGUUCACAGCUCUCUGGCACCGGCGGCGUGCGUUCCUGGGCAAAAUAUUCAGAUCAUGGCUUGAGUUGACACCUACUGGAAAGAAGAUUUUGGAAGAAGAAAGGUGUCGGGAAGAAGCAGAGGAAAGAAGGAACAAAGCUAGGAAAAGAAGACAAGAACGAAAGCGUGAAUGGAAAGCAGAGAUGGAAAAGAUGCCUCCAAGAAAGAGCAGUCGUUUACAAAAUCAGGUUAGAAUGUCCUCAAAAACAGCACCCUGCCUGCAAAAACCAUCACAGAAUGUGGAAUCUGUGGCAGAGUUGAAAGAAACAUAUACCUCAGAUGAAGUAAGAUUGAAAAAAAUAAGUGACUCUCCAAUUAAACGAAGGCCCACAGUGACUCCUGGGGUAACAGGACUAAGAAACCUGGGAAAUACAUGCUAUAUGAAUUCUAUCCUGCAGGUAUUAAGUCACUUACUUAUUUUUCGAGAAUGCUUUUUAAAGCUUGAUCUCAACCAAACUCAGGAACUGCUGGCAACAGCAACCAAUGGUAAAACUAGAUCUUCAUCUAAACACCUGUCAAUAGCUGCCUCAACAUUACGUGUGAAUGAGAGCCAAAAGAAAGUCAAGGGAUCAUCUUCUGUGAGGCGGCCUAGUUUAUCCUCUGGAUUAAGUGGAGGAGCAUCAAAAAGUAGAAAUAUGGAACUUAUUCAGCCCAGGGAGCCCAGUUCAAAGCAUAUUUCUCUCUGUCAUGAGCUGCAUACUCUGUUCCAAGUUAUGUGGUCUGGCAAAUGGGUGCUGGUGUCUCCUUUUGCCAUGCUUCAUUCUGUGUGGAGACUAAUUCCAGCCUUUAGAGGAUAUGCCCAACAAGAUGCUCAGGAAUUUCUCUGUGAACUUUUGGAUAAAGUGCAGCAGGAACUGGAGACUACGGGGACCAGAUACCCAGCUCUCAUCCCUGCUUCUCAAAGAAAACUUAUAAAACAGGUUUUGAAUGUGGUUAACAACAUUUUUCAUGGACAGCUAUUAAGUCAGGUUACAUGCCUUGCCUGUGACAAUAAAUCAAAUACCAUAGAACCUUUCUGGGACCUGUCCUUGGAGUUUCCUGAGAGGUAUCACUGCAACGGCAAGGAGAUGUCAUCUCAGUACACUUGUCUGCUGACAGAAAUGCUGUCCAAGUUUACAGAAACUGAAGCUUUGGAAGGAAAGAUAUAUGCAUGUGAUCAGUGCAACAAAAAACGAAGGAAGUUUUCUUCUAAACCAGUUAUACUCACAGAAGCUCAGAAGCAGCUUAUGGUGUGUCGGCUACCUCAGGUUCUCAGAUUACACCUUAAACGGUUCAGGUGGUCAGGACGCAAUCAUCGUGAGAAGAUUGGCGUACAUGUUAAUUUUGAUCAAAUGCUGAACAUGGAGCCUUAUUGCUGCAGAGAAUCCCUCAAGUCCCUCCUACCUGACUGCUUUAUCUAUGACUUGUCGGCUGUGGUAAUGCAUCACGGGAAAGGAUUUGGCUCAGGGCACUACACUGCCUACUGCUACAAUUCAGAAGGAGGAUUUUGGGUACACUGCAAUGAUUCGAAACUCAACAUGUGCACUAUGGAAGAAGUAUGCAAGGCUCAAGCUUACAUUUUGUUUUACAGCCAACGACUUACUCAGGCAAAUGGCGGCAAAAUACCAUGUCCUAGCACAGCUGAAAGUCAGCAGCACACAGAAUUAGCUGACUGUUCCAUGGACAACAGUAGCAGCUAAUCCAAAGCCAGUUAACUGCAUGUAUGGUAGAAGUUUGAAUUGUCAUAAAACUAUAUAUUUUUAAAUGAAAUUAAAGUACAGUAUUGUACUUUUUUACUUUGAAUCUGUGUACAAUGUUUAUAUACUUUUGUAUUAGUUAAAAGUACUCUUUACAAUUGCUAGUAAAAGUUUUUAUUGACAGUAACUUUCUAAGUACCUAGAAUUUCAAUACAGCUAUUUUUUUAAGAAAAAGAUUGCUAUUUGCAUUUAACUCUUACCUCAGGCUGGUUUUUUUAAGCUGAUUUUGUAUUUUGAUAAUCUUUGUGAAUUGGUUUAGAAAAAUGAAUUUCUGUGGGCAACUAAUGUUUCUCUGGUUAAUUUUCUGUAUAUGCUUGUGUACAUUUUAUAGUAUAGAUUUAAUGAUAUCAUGAUUCUUACUGUCUGCAGGAAUUGCUACUAGGCCUUAGAAUAUUAACAUUCACCAGCAAGGAAUGUUUUACAUGUCAAAUAGUAAC